Microplitis demolitor is the source of this 2118-nucleotide messenger RNA. RefSeq names its product cell division cycle protein 20 homolog (gene fzy). The record is from RefSeq and is a predicted model, not a curated record. Gene Ontology annotation, cellular component: anaphase-promoting complex. Gene Ontology annotation, molecular function: protein binding; ubiquitin ligase activator activity; anaphase-promoting complex binding. The coding region runs from base 330 to 1895 and encodes 521 amino acids. NCBI's taxonomy places the organism in Eukaryota, Metazoa, Arthropoda, Insecta, Hymenoptera, Braconidae. The transcript is spliced from 6 exons. Gene Ontology annotation, biological process: positive regulation of anaphase-promoting complex-dependent catabolic process; positive regulation of ubiquitin protein ligase activity; anaphase-promoting complex-dependent catabolic process.
UCAUUCGAGUUUUGAUGGUGCCGCCAUAACAUACGCAUGUUUUAUAAUCAACAAAUUUUACCUCGAUAAAUGUGAUUUAACCCAAGUAUAAAAAAUUAGUAAUUAUCGUUAAAAGACAGAUUAAUUGCUAAGACUCUUGCUAAUUAAAGUAGUUGAUUUAUUUGUAAAUAAAUAAGUAUUAAAAACUUAAAUCGUGUGAUAAAUUUGUUGUAAAUUAAAUAAUUUACAAAGCGUCGAUAGUUUGAAAUAGUGUUUCAAUUUUUUAAAAUAAGCUUGUCACUUGCUUGGAGAUUAUUAUUCAUUAAUAAGAAUUGAUUAAUAAGUUAAUUAUGUCGCAUUUAAGAUUUCAAAAAGAAUUGAGCAACAUAACCCGCAUGGACGACGCAAUCAAAGGACCUGUACCUCGUUGGCAGAAAAAAUGUCUAGAAACAUCCACCAACAUGAGUUUGUCAUUAAACAACUCGAGGAAGCCCAUGAGCACCAGCUCGAUGAUGAAUGUUAUCGCUGGCAAGACACCAACGAAACGUACGGAAAUACGGAGCAAGAAGACUCCGAAAAGCGGAAAAAAAUCACCGAGUCGUAAUGCAACGACUCCGAAGACUCCAAGUGGUGGUGACAGAUUUAUACCUUCGAGAACAACGACAAACUUUGACCUGGCCUACCACAAGCUCCAACAGCCCAAAUUUGACCAAGACGCCGACAAAAGUGAGACCAGCCCAUCAAAAAAAGAGAUGCAGAGACUGAUAGAGAACAUGACUGGCAUGGACAUUAGCAACCACCGAUUGUUGUCCUACCAAAAUAAAGCGCCAGCUCCACCAGAGGGCUACCAAAACCCUCUGAGAGUCGUCUACAGUCAAUCCAAGACUCCAGCGAGUGUUAAAACAUCAACGCGUUACAUCCCACAGGCUCCGGAUCGUAUUCUUGAUGCUCCUGAAAUAGUUGAUGACUACUACUUAAAUUUAGUCGACUGGUCUCCAAAUAACAUCCUGGCAGUCGCUCUCGGCACGACCGUCUACCUCUGGAACGCUGCCACCGGGACAAUAGAACAGCUGUUUGAACUAGAAAAUAAUGAACUCAUUUGCUCAGUAGCUUGGAUACAAGAGGGUCCAUACCUAGCAGUUGGAAUGCCUACUGGUAACACCGAGCUCUGGGACUGCAGUCAAAUGAAACGUGUUCGUAUUAUGAACGGACAUGCAGCACGUGUUGGUUCUCUGGCUUGGAAUUCUCAUAUUCUUACUAGUGGAUGCCGAUCCGGACAGAUUGUGCAUCAUGAUGUACGACAACGUGAACACAUAGUAGCAGGUGUAAACGGACAUAGCCAGGAAGUUUGUGGUCUCAAGUGGUCACCUGACGGUAAAUAUUUGGCAAGUGGUGGCAAUGAUAACAUGCUGCAGAUAUGGUCAGUCGUCGGUGGACAUCAUCACGCUCAUGAUCAAGCUCUUUACUCAUUCAAUCACCACCAAGCCGCUGUUAAAGCUCUCGCUUGGUGUCCCUGGCAAACAAAUAUUUUAGCCAGUGGUGGUGGUACCGCUGAUAGGACAAUUCGUUUCUGGAAUUGUAACAAUGGUUCAUGUUUAAAUACAAUUGAUACCAAGUCGCAAGUAUGUUCAUUACUCUGGUCAACGACCUACAAAGAAAUAGUAUCAGGACAUGGAUAUGCCCAAAAUCAGCUGACAAUAUGGAAGUAUCCCUCAAUGACCAAAGUUGCCGAGCUGACUGGACACACCAGCAGAGUUUUGCAUCUAGCGAUGUCGCCAGACGGAACGACUGUGCUCAGCGCCGGUGGAGACGAGACCUUAAGACUCUGGAAGUGUUUCCAACCGGACCCUCACAAGAAAAAACAGCACACUGAAAUAAAAUCCGUGGCUUCUAAAUUAAAACAAUCUAUUCGAUAGUGCCUAUAUAUAUAUAUUUAUAUUUUUAUUAAUAUUUAUAUAUUUAUAUUUAUACAUUUAUUAUUUAACCUAACAGCGAUUCUCUAGUAAAUUCAAUUAAAAAUUUACUACUGAGAAUCCGAAGAGAACUAGCUAAUUAUCAUUAAUUAUUAAUAACUUUUUUUUUUAAUGAAUUUAAUGUACGUCCAUAAAUGUAAAGACGAGAAAAAUAAAUAGCAUGAAU